Messenger RNA from Capra hircus (goat), 2861 nucleotides. RefSeq names its product tubulin folding cofactor C (gene TBCC). Gene Ontology annotation, biological process: tubulin complex assembly; post-chaperonin tubulin folding pathway. The coding region runs from base 1 to 1131 and encodes 376 amino acids. Gene Ontology annotation, molecular function: tubulin binding. The transcript has a single exon. Gene Ontology annotation, cellular component: cytoplasm. The record is from RefSeq and is a predicted model, not a curated record. Lineage: Eukaryota; Metazoa; Chordata; Mammalia; Artiodactyla; Bovidae.
AUGCCCGGCCAAUCACAGGGCGCGUUGGUGGGAGGCCUUGCGAAGGGCGCGCCCGGAGGAAGGAAGGCAGGAGAAAGGAAGCUUGAAGUCAAGAUGGAGACUGGUGGUUUGUCCGCAGCUGCCCUAGCGAACGGGGACUUGGGAUCCCAGCAAGAGCGGACCCUGGUGCCCGAGCGGCUUCAGAAGCGAGAACAUGAGCGGCAACUGGAGGUAGAAAGGCGAAAGCAAAAGCGGCAGGACCAGGAGGUGGAAGGGGAGAAGAGCGACUUUUUCGCCGCUGCCUUCGCUCGGGAGCGAUCGGCCGUGGAAGAGCUUCUGGAAAGCGGGGACUCCGUCGAGCGGCUGGAGGAGGCGGCCGCUCGGUUGCAGGGGCUUCAGAAACUUAUAAACGACUCGGUUUUGUUCCUGGCCGCCUACGAUUUGCGGCAAGCGCAAGAGGUGCUGGCGCGGCUGCAGGCGGCCCUGGCCAAGCGGCGCCAGGAGCUUCAGCCUAAGAAGCGUUUCGCUUUCAAGACCCGCAAGAAGGAUGCUGCUUCAGCCACGCAAGUAGAUUCGGCUCCCAUCGCCCCGGCGGCGGAGGGCAUCCUGACCUCCCCGCCGCCCUUGAAGGAGGAGGGAGAUUUCGACUCCAGCUGGAUCUGCGGCUUCUCCAAUCUGCAGUCCCAAGUUUUGGAGAAGAGAGCUGAGGAGCUGCACCAGCAGGACGUCCUUUUGACCCAACUGAGAAACUGCACGAUCAAACUCUAUGGCAAUCCCAACACCCUGCGGCUGACCAAGGCCCAAGGCUGUACGCUGCUCUGCGGUCCAGUGUCCACCUCCGUGUUCCUGGAGGACUGCAGUGACUGCGUGCUGGCCGUGGCCUGCCAGCAGCUCCGCGUACACACCACAAAAGACACCCGCAUCUUCUUGCAGGUGACCAGCAGGGCCAUCAUGGAGGACUGCACCGGGAUCCAGUUCGCCCCCUACACCUGGAGCUACCCUGGCAUCGACAAGGACUUCGAGGGCUCUGGUUUAGACAAGAACAAAAAUAACUGGAACGACGUUGACGAUUUCAACUGGCUGGCCCGGGAUGUGGCCUCUCCGAACUGGAGUGUUCUUCCUGAAGAAGAGCGAAGGAUCCAGUGGGACUAAGCAGUUGUCACUCUUCACUUCCACCAAAUACUUCCCUGUGGGACUGAGGCCGGCUCUUGGGACCCCAAAGUUUACUGUAGUCAUGCUAUGUUUUGAUUAUUUUAAGACUUUGAGGUUGUGAAUAGGCUUCUACUUUUGAUUUCCAUUAAAUUUUUGGCAGGUGUAGCACUUUAAAGAAUUUUUGUUAUUUUGGUACUGCCUAGGACCUAUUGUUAGACGGUGAUACUUUGAAGCUGUAAGGGGAAAAAGUGUGGUUGUAUGUUGGUUUUUAAUGAUUUGUGGUGUUUAAAACUUAUGCUUGAUAAAGUAGGUCUUUAAUAAAUAUUUGUUUAAUAAACGAAUUCAGUAGGGCUCUAGUAGGAGCCAGUUAGUCUGUAACUAAGGUAUCAGACCUGUUUAAAAUGCCAUUAACCAAGAGCUUUUUUGACUUGCAGGUUUAACUUCCAUAAGUAUUUUUUAGUGGAUCGAUGGAAGGACUCUUACCGGGUCUUCAGCUACAAGUUGGCUUGGGUUUUUGGCAUCCAGCUACUCAUUCACUUGGAUCCUAAGUUUUGGCAAUGGGCUCCAAGAGCCUCAUGAGCCUUAACCACCCAUAAAGCCACAGUAGUUCCAGCUGCCAGUUUUUGUGCACUUAGAAUGUUAUUGACACCAUUGUAAGCACCUUACUGGUGUCCUCAUAAUCUUAUGAGGUAGGUUCUGUUAAUGCAAUUUUUCAAGUAAGGAAACAGAUAAGUAAGUUACCCGAAGGCCACACAGCUGGAGUGGUGGGCUGUAUUUGAAACCAGGUACUCUGGCUCCAGAGCCCAGCUUAAUCACUCCUAGAUAUUGAUAAUGGAGUUGGGAAGAAAGCUUCCAAAAUUAAGAAGGGCAAAUAGUAUCUAUUCUCAUAUUCUAAAAGAACUGAGGCAAACAUACGGCUGAGUCUUAAUUUUUUGACUCAUUUUGCUGUAAUUCUCUGCUGUUACAAAUUUGGCUUUCUGCUCUGUACACUACAACUCAUUAUUAAAUGGAAAGUUGUAUGAUUUUCAAAAAGGUUUUUUGGGUCUAGUGGCUUUGUAACUGGGUGUGCUUUUUAUUUCAUAACUACUACAAGUAUUAAGGUGCUUAAAUAUCUCAAAUAUUAUAUGUUCUCUUUUGUUCCAAAAAAGGAUUUACAGUGGCUUCUGGGAUAUGUGAAAUAUAACAAAAUGAUAAAUGACAAGGAGGAACCAGGGUAGAGUGACAAACUGCAUGCAGGCAGAAAUGAAGCCAAUAAACAAAUGUAGCUGCCAAACUCGGUUCUUUAGCUGGGUGUGAAUGCAGAUUAUUUUUUUCCUCAACCAUUAACUGACUUGAAAAGGGAUCCUAAUCAGUUUCACAAUUUGCAUCAUUUACAAACAAGAGGGAAAAAUAUCAUUUAGUUGGGAGAAUUAGUUCUGAUAAUAAAAAGAGACAACAUAUAAUUAAAUCCUCAACGAUAUCUUUACAUUAGAAACUUGUAUAUCCUAAAGCUGUUCCCCUAGAGACUGAUAGUUUACACAAGUGCACUUAAGGAUAAACCAUGCUUAAAUAAAAAAGGUUUAAAAAGAAUAAAUAAACCAUGCUUUUCUUUUUUGGCCACACAGCCUGGCAUUCAGGAUCUUAGUUCCCUGACCAGGGGUUGAACCCGGGCCUUGGCUGUGAAAGCUUGGAGUCCCAGCCACUGGACUGUCGGGGAAUUACCCAAGAAUAAACCAUGCUUGUGACACUAA